Messenger RNA from Mirounga angustirostris (Northern elephant seal), 5258 nucleotides. It is a transcript of the gene RAVER2, whose product is annotated as ribonucleoprotein, PTB binding 2. The record is from RefSeq and is a predicted model, not a curated record. The transcript has 12 exons. Gene Ontology annotation, molecular function: mRNA binding. The coding region runs from base 335 to 2401 and encodes 688 amino acids. Gene Ontology annotation, cellular component: nucleus. NCBI's taxonomy places the organism in Eukaryota, Metazoa, Chordata, Mammalia, Carnivora, Phocidae.
GGAGCCGACGGGCCCGCGGCCGCACAGGUGUCCGGGCGGUGGCGCCCCGGCCCCCACCCGCGGGGCGGGAGACAGGGAUGGGCGCCGCCCGAGCGCGGGGGCCGGGGCCCGAGGGGGAGGUUCCCGCGAGGUGGUUCUCGGGCUCCUCCUCGGCGCUCAGGUUUCCUCUCCCGCCCGCCGGCUGCUGGCUGCUGCGCCGCCUCCCUGCCCCCUACGGCCGGGCCCACUCUGCGGCCUCUGCGCGCCUCGCCCCCGCCCGGGCCUCCUCCCGCUUUCUCUCUCCGCUUCCCCUCGAGCCUCCGGAGGAGCCCGCAGCCGCGGGGCGCCGGGGAAGAUGGCGGCGGUGGCGGGAGGCGGCAGCGGCGAGGGGGGCGCAGGCCUGGGCGGCGCGGCGGGGUCGGGGUCGGCGCUGCGCGGGCCGGGCCCCUCCGGCGGCGCGAGCGAGGACGCCCGGGGCCCCGCGCCCAGCGCGCUGCACCCCGAAGAGGUCGCCGCGCGGCUGCAGCGGAUGCACCGGGAGCUGAGCAACCGCAGGAAAAUCCUGGUGAAAAACCUGCCCCAGGACAGCAACUGCCAGGACGUUCAUGAUUUAUUACAAGACUAUGAGUUAAAGUAUUGUUAUGUGGACAGAAAUAAGCGAACAGCUUUUGUUACCUUACUGAAUGGGGAGCAAGCCCAGAAUGCAAUUCAGAUGUUUCAUCAGUAUUCUUUUCGAGGAAAGGACUUAAUUGUUCAGCUCCAGCCAACAGAUGCUUUGCUGUGUAUUACCAACUUGCCCACUUCUUUUACAUUAGAAGAGUUUGAAGAACUUGUUCGUGCUUAUGGAAAUAUCGAGAGAUGUUUUCUAGUCUACAGUGAAGUUACUGGCCAUUCCAAAGGCUAUGGAUUUGUGGAAUACAUGAAAAAGGACUUUGCUGCAAAGGCUAGAUUGGAAUUAUUGGGUAAACAAUUGGGAGCAUCAGCUCUGUUUGCACAAUGGAUGGAUGUUAAUCUAUUGGCCGCAGAGCUCAUUCAUUCUAAGUGCCUUUGUAUAAAUAAACUCCCUAGUGACUACAGGGAUUCAGAGGAGCUGUUGCAAUUUUUUUCCAAUAUACAUAAACCUGUGUUUUGCCAGCUUGCACAGGAUGAAGGUAGUUAUGUUGGUGGCUUUGCAGUGGUUGAAUAUAACACUGCGGAGCAUGCUGAAGAGGUUCAGCAAGCAGCUGAUGGUAUGACCAUCAAGGGAAGCAAAGUCCAAGUUUCCUUCUGUGCCCCCGGAGCGCCAGGGCGAAGUACGUUAGCAGCAUUGAUAGCAGCUCAACGUGUGAUGCACAGUAAUCAAAAAGGCUUACUUCCAGAGCCAAAUCCUGUACAAAUUAUGAAAAGUUUAAACAAUCCUGCCAUGUUACAAGUUCUUCUACAACCCCAGCUCUGUGGGCGAGCUGUUAAACCAGCAGUUCUCGGAACACCUCACAGCUUGCCCCAUCUGAUGAACCCAUCCAUCUCCCCUGCGUUUUUGCAUUUGAAUAAAGCCCAUCAGAGCACAGUUACGGGUAAUACUUCCAAUUUAUUCCUUCAGAAUCUUUCUCACGUACCACCAGUACAACAACAGUUACUGAAGUUUGAGAAUAUUCAUACUAAUAAUAAACCAGGCUUACUUGGCGAUCCCCCAGCCCUGGUACUUCAAACCACAGUAGGGAUAGGGUCAGCACUUCCUUUGAAAACAGAGUUGGGUCAUCCUGGAGAAGCACACAAAACAUCUAAUCUGAUUCCAACUCAAACAACUCUAACAGCUGGAAUGGGCAUAUUACCAUUCUUUCCAAAUCAGCACAUUGCUGGACAAGCUGGGCCAGGGCAUGGGAAUGCUCAAGAGAAACAACCAGCCUUGGUGGGGAAGGCAGAAGGAAAUUUCUCAGGGUCACAGGCUUAUCUUCAGAGCUUUCCAAACCUUACUGCUGGAGGCUUGCUGACGGGACACCAUAAGCAACAGCAAAGUCAGCCAAGAGGCACGGAGAUAAGUUCAGGGGCUGCCUCUAAGAAUCAGACUUCACUGUUGGGAGAACCACCAAAAGAAAUACGGCUCAGUAAAAAUCCAUACUUGAAUUUGGCAAGUGUGUUGCCCAGUGUGUGCUUAUCAUCCCCUGCAAAUAAAACCACUCUACAGAAGACUGGAAUUGCAAGCAAUAUUCUGGAUGCAGUCUUUCAGGGAAAUGAAUCACAACACACAUUGGAAAAGUGCAUUUCUUAUUCUCAACCUUUUGGUGAUUAUGCACAGGUAUCCUCUUUAAGAAAUGAAAAGCGAGGCUCAUCAUAUCUCAUCUCUGCCCCAGAAGGUGGUUCUGUGGAAUUUGUUGACCAGCAUUCUCAGGGCACAGGAGCUUAUUACAUGGAAACCUACUUUAAAAAGAAGCGCGUAUAUUGAGUUAAGUUCUCUCCUUAUAACCUCAUAAGGUUUUUUGCAGUAUCUCUGCUGUUCAUUGCUGCCUUAACUACAUUCAGACUAGCCAUAUCCUUUAAAUACGGGUUUCUAAUUUCCCAGAAGGAACUGUAUUGUGCAGCAAGCAGAAUUGCCAAAUAAAAAAUAAGUAGCAAUAAAAUAAUACAGGACAUUUUCCAUUACAAGUAGAUGCAUCUUAAUUGGUAUUAACUUAUAGUCCAUUGGAGAAAUUAACAAUGUUCCAAUAUUCCUUGUUUAGGACUGGGAAUAAUUUUGACACCAUAUAUAAAAGUAUGAAGCAAUAAAUGGGAAACGGUCUUGUUUCCUGAGCCUUAGAAGAAUGAGUUUCUUAUAUGCCACUGUGCAUUUCAAUCUACUUUCCCUAGAAGUAAUCUCAUUUAUAGAUUUUUAAAACUUUUCCUAGAACUACAAGAGUGCAACUACAAAAUGCAGUGGUGGUAAUGUUAUAAAGAUGCUCUACAUGCAAACUAAAUAAUUACCCCCACAUCAGCCCCACAACAUAAAUCCGAGAGUGAUAGUAAGGUCCAAGUUCUACACAACUAUAGAUGCUUAACUUUUAAUGUUAUUUACCAUUUAUACCUUUUGUGAAAAACAAGCUAUUUUUGAAAAAAAAAAAAAAAAAGUAGCUUUGGUGAAAUAAUUUCAGGGGUUGGCAGCCUAUACCCUGGGGUCAAGUUUAGUCCUCCACUUGUUUUUACACUGUCUGCAAGCUAAGAAUGAGGUUUACAUUUUUAAAUGAAGUAGAAGAGAUUUAAUAUUGGAACACAAACACGCUCAUUCAUUUACAUACUGUCUAGGGCUACUUGUGUGUUCUAGUGGCUGUGACAGAGACCCAUAGGGUCUGCAAAGCCUGAAAUACUUAGUCGGGGCCUUUAUGGGGGAAAGUGUGCUGACUCCUGGCCUAAUGGCACUAAUUCCCUAAUCUAAGUGGCAAGCGAUGUAGGUUUCUGUGUCUGAUUUCAUGGCAUAAACAAUUGCUAGAACAAGGCCUGUUUGGAUCCUCAAAUGCCCUAUUUCCACAGUAUAGUUCAACCGUCAAUACUGAAGGAGCACUGUGGAGUAACAGUGUAACAAUUUUGAGCUAGUAAGUUAUACCUCACUUUCUGCUUUGUCUCUUAUUCUUUUGUAGUGUUAGGCUGAAAAAUUAUCAGCUAUUUAACUCAAUUUACUUCAGCAAGAAUUGUGAUUAUUGCAUAUAACUUUUGACAUCAUUUCCUGAAGACCUUUGCCAUCUAGAAAUUUCCAAGUUUGUUCCUUGUUAUGAGUCUCAAUGAGCCUAGUCUUUUUGAAAUCAGAUCAUUAAAUGUCUUGUAAUAAGGUACCCUAUUCUAAUCAUCAAGUUUAAAAGUGGUACAUACGAUUUGUAAAGAAAUUGGUCUUAUUUCCUAUUAACUUCUAUUAGAAAAUGACAGCUAGAAAGUUAAGGACUGGCAUCAGUUAUGACUCAGCAGAUGAAUAAUGGUUUCUCCAUGUUCUGCGCUUCUCCUUCCCAUUUCCUAUUGCAUUAAGCAUCUUCAAUGCUUAGUCACACCUCUCUGAUAAUAUAAACAGAAGAUGGUGAAUUUUAAGUCAGAGCUGCAAAAUGAAAGCAGGGAGAGGUUGUAUGGAUCUGCCCUCUGUGUAUCAUUGGAUAGAACAGAUAAGUACCAAUCAAGUGGUGUUUGUAAUAAGGACCAUUACCAAACUCCGCCCCCCCACACAAAGUCUAUACUGUUAUUAUACUGUUAUUUUUCUAUGUAAACAAAUUGUUUGAAUGCUUUGAAAUCUUAAUAUUAAAAGGCAUUUGCAUGUGAAGUCUCUAGUAUAUUUAUUUGUAUAAAGAGUAAACAAAGUGCAUAUAGAGUGGCCACAGGUUUGACACAGACAGAGACCUUGGUGAUGUAGGGUUAUUGAAUAAAUUUAAAUGGCAAGUUUAUUGUUGCCAUUGAAUCAAUCCAGAACUCUUUAGGCUCAAAAGGUGAAAAGUAAGGAUAUCAAACAAAUGCUAGACAGCAUUAACAAAAAGUUUUUCAGACUCUUGGUCAUCAAGUUCUUACGGUUCACAUUGAAUCAGAGAUUAGACAUUUUUGAUUACCCAGCUACCUCCAAGCAAACUGUCUAGUAGCUCCUGAACUCUUGUAAUAUGGAUGGUUAAGUACAAAAACACUGAUUGGUUGCACACAGCAUCCAAAACCAAUGCUGCAACAGCUUGCCCCAAAGUGGUAGAGUUAGUUAGAAAAGGAUAAACAUUAACAUUUCUGAAAAGCAGGUAUGAUAGUACCCAGGGUCUUGGAGUCCGUUCUGAUUAAAGGUAUACUUUUCAGGAAAGCACAGGCUUGGUUCUCAAGAAUUAACAGGCAACAGAGUAUCUAUUCCACAGCUGUCCCCCUGGCUCUGACCAGAUUGCUGGUCACCCACGGGGACAGGAGCAAAGCCACUGAAGAGACAACUCAAAGUUUAAGUCCUACUGGUGACAGGAAUACACUCAUCUUGGUAUAGAAACAAUAGUCUACUAAUGGGUAUCUAAUAUUUCAAGAAUGCUUGGUCUAUCACUGUAGAGAUACUGAAAUCUGAGGGCAUGUUAGAGUAGUGCCUAAGUCCAUCAAUCUCUAUCUGCCGGGAAAGCAUUUCAGAUCAACGGGCGGCUGGGAACAAGGGCUUCUGUCGGCUCCUCUCCCUUUCUGGUAUGCAACUGGGACAGUACGCUAGCCAAACAGAACGGUGCUUUCCAUUCUUUUCAAAAGGAGGAGUGCUUAAGUGCUUUCUAUUGUUUCGGUGGUCGUUAUCUGUUACAGGUGCCAAAUUUCAAGAGGGCAGUACGUACACAUAACAAGCACCACAG